GUACAAGCUCUCGCUCUCUCUCGGAGUCUCGGGAAUCCUCUCCCCUCCACCGCCGCCGCCGCCGCCAUCACCGGCGCUCCGAGCCCUACCUCCCUCCCCUCCCCUCCCCUCCCAACCCGGCUGUCUCAUGGACCGGCAAGCCCAGGACUACGCGGCCGCGGCCAUGGCGUACGCGCAGGCGCAGCAGCAGCAACCGCAGUACGGCUUCCACCCUCAGGCGCCGCCGCCGCCGCCGCAGUACCCGCACCACCCGCCGCCCUACGCCGCGCCGCUCCCUCAGUACGCGCCCUACGCGCGCGGCAUGCCGCCCCCGCAGGCCCAGCAGCUCUACUCGCACCUCCCGCCGCACCAGCAGCCUCCCCACUUCGCCGCGCACGCCAUGCCGUCGCCCUCCCCGCCGCCGCCCCACCCCGCCUACAUGCACCCGCCGCCGUUCGACUCCGCGCCACCCCCCGCCGCGGCCCCGCCCCCCUCCGACCCGGAGCUCCAGAAGCGCAUCGACAAGGUCGUCGAGUACAUCGCGAAGAACGGGCCCGAGUUCGAGGUCGUGAUCCGCGACAAGCAGCACGACAACCCGGACUACGCCUUCAUCUUCGGCGGCGAGGGCCACGCCUACUACAGGUACAAGCUCUGGGUCUCGCCGCGGCCGCCGGUGGCGCCGUACCCUCCCGGGUCGAUGCACAUGAUGCCGCCGCCGCUGGGUCCGAUGAUGCGUGGGCCGCCGAUGCACCAGCCGGGUUACCCACCGUUCUACGACCAGCACCAGCAUUUCGGUGCUCACGGCCAUGGGGAGUAUGAUGCCGCGCCGCAGCAAUCCUUCAAGGGCCUCUCCGGGCCGCUUCCGGUGGAUGUCGCAGCUGAGCUGCACGACGUGCUUACCAAUCUCAAUGGCACCAAGGAGUCGAUCAAGGGUGCCAAGACAUGGUUCAUGCAAAGGUCGCCGUUCGCGCCGGCUUUGGCUGAAGCUCUGAAGGAUAGAGUGUUUGCUUUAGAGGAUUCGGAGAGGCAGCUCCACAUUAUCUUCCUGGUUAACGAUAUUCUUUUCGAAAGCUUACAAAGACGAACUAAUUCUCGGGACCUUGACAAUGAGGCUUUGGCUUUUAAAUUUGUGCUGGGAUCAAUGCUUGCAAGGAUAUAUAACAAUCCACAGAGCAAAGAUGAUAACCAGAUUCGCCUCGAGAAAAUCCUGCAGUUCUGGGGUUCAAAGGAAGUUUAUGACCAGGAAACCAUUGCUAACCUUGAAAGAGACAUGAAAGGUGGGGUAGCAUAUCCUUUGCCACCACGGCAUGUCUCACCGGAUCCCUCAACAUUUUCAGGAUCAGUGCAUCAGCCCUCAAAAUGGUCCUCAGAUCCACAAGAGGAAAUGGCAACCCAUCCUCUUUCUGUUCCACCCCAACCUGUGCCUUCUGCACAAUUUCCAUUAAAUCAACUUCCAGCUGGUGUUUACCCUCCUGUAGGUCAAACUGCUUUUCCAGGAUCUUUGCCAGUGCAAACCCCCACUGUGCUGCCUCAAACUGCUGCUACACCAGCUAUCACAAAUGAUCCAAAUCCACCUCCUUAUCCACUAUUCCCCCCUGGUCUGAUUCCAGGAAUGGUGCGAAAGAUGCAGAUCGGGAGUGGAGUGCCAUACUCUCCCCUGAGUCCACUUGACAUCCCCACAAUCAUUCCACCAUCCACUAUUCCGGAGUCCGAGAUCCUUGAGCGUGUAUCGAAGUUCUUUAAGGAGAUUGGAGAGGUAAACCCAUCAGAAGGGCCAAUGAAGCAAAGCGAGCCCGAUGAUUACGAUAACUAUGAGAGGGACAUUCCUGCUCGCAAGGGUGGUGCAUGUAUUCCUCCCCCACCCAACUUGCUUGUAAACCUUGAGACAGGGAUGCGUGCAGAUGGUUCGGUUGAUAGUAAACCGGGGUCAACUGGCCGAUUGGGCCUUGGAGCGUCUGCCGAUCCAAAUGAGAUCGGCCAGUAUGAUGAUGUCUACUCUUCAUAUCGCAAACAGAGGAGCAGUACAUACCACUCUUCCAUCAGUGCUCGCUCAUUAGCACCAAAGUGAACGGCAGAAGCAUCAUAUGAACCCUUUCCUCAUCUGUGUAGGACUGUACUUAAAUGAACAGAAUUGGCUUAUCAAAUGAUUGUACGAUGCAACUAUGUAUUGUCACCAGUAGCAAAUGAUGUUUCUUCCAGUAUCUUCUUGUAAGAGGGGUUUUGAUCGAGCUGAUUUUGUUGGCGUUUUUAGUUCAGAUUUGGAGUUGAUAUUCUUUCCAAGCUUCCAGUCCUAAAAUGUGGCUUCAGUCACUGGGACAGGAUUGCUGCUCAGUAAAAAUAUGUUUUCUCAUGUACAAAACUUGUAUCCUUGUGAGUUUAGUCAUGUGAAAUUAACAUCAUUAGAUUUUUCA
This is a messenger RNA of Oryza sativa Japonica Group (Japanese rice), 2390 nucleotides long. RefSeq lists its product as uncharacterized. NCBI's taxonomy places the organism in Eukaryota, Viridiplantae, Streptophyta, Magnoliopsida, Poales, Poaceae. Gene Ontology annotation, molecular function: RNA binding. The record is from RefSeq and is a predicted model, not a curated record. Gene Ontology annotation, cellular component: perinuclear region of cytoplasm. Gene Ontology annotation, biological process: intracellular calcium ion homeostasis; RNA processing.